UGGUGAUGACGUUGACCCCUAUCUUCACCCUGUGUGGCUGGGCCGAGCAGUUCCUGCAGAGCCCUCAAGCUAUCCUUAUGCCUAUUUCGAAGUUGGCAACAACCUCGCUGUUGAGAAUGGCAUGUUGGGAACUAGGGGUGCUACCCUUCACAGGUGCUUUGGAAACCCAUUUUAUUGUCAGGUCCUGUGCCAGGACCUUCUCUCUAAGGACGUGUUGCUCUUUCAUGUCCUACAAAAGGAGGAAGAGGAAAACAGCAAGUGGGAAACCCUCUCAGCCAAUGCCAUAAAAUCCAUAAUGUAUAGUAUUUCUCCUGCCAACUCUGAGGAAGGCCAGGAACUUUAUGUCUGCGCAGUCAAGGAUGAUGUGAACUUGGAUACAGUACUUCUCCCACCCUUUUUGAAAGAAAUAGCAGUAAGCCAACUGGAUCAACUGAGCCCAGAGGAACAGUUGCUGGUCAAGUGUGCUGCAAUCAUUGGUCACUCCUUCCAUAUAGAUUUGCUGCAGCACCUCCUGCCUGGCUGGGAUAAAAAUAAGCUACUUCAGGUCUUGAGAGCUCUUGUGGAUAUACAUGUGCUCUGCUGGUCUGACAAGAGCCAAGAGCUUCCUGCUGAGCCCAUAUUAAUGCCUUCCUCUAUCAACAUCAUUGAUGGAACCAAAGAGAAGAAGACAAAGUUAGAUGGUGGGUCAGCCUCUCUUCUCAGGCUACAAGAAGAAUUAUCCCUACCACAAACUGAGGUGUUGGAAUUUGGAGUGCCUCUGCUACGGGCAGCUGCUUGGGAGCUCUGGCCCAAGGAACAACAGAUAUCUCUGCACCUCGAAUGUGCCUGCUUUCUCCAAGUUUUGGCCUGCCGCUGUGGGAGCUGCCAUGGAGGAGACUUUGUCCCCUUUCAUCAUUUUGCAGUUUGUUCUACUAAGAAUUCCAAGGGGACCUCUCGAUUCUGUACUUACAGAGAUACUGGCUCAGUGCUAACACAAGUGAUCACAGAAAAAUUGCAGCUGCCUUCUCCCCAAGAUAGUUUUCAGUUCCAGACAAAACCAUCCAGAACUCAGGAGGCCUUCUCAAGUGAAUGCUGCAGAACAGAGGAAGAGUUCCUAGAUCAAGUGAAGAGGAAGCUGGCUCAGACCAUCCCCGAGAAAGACCUGUUGACCACAAAGCCUUGUCACUGUAAGGAUAUCCUGAAGUUAGUGCUCUCACCCCUCACCUAGCAUUGCUUGGUCGUUGGAGAAACCACCUGUGCAUUUUAUUACCUGCUGGAGGCUGCAGCUGCCUGCUUGGACCUGUCAGAUAAUUAUAUGGUCUGUUUCAACAUGGGACAUAUCACUUUAGCCAAAAAAUUGGCUAGGAAAGCCCUUCAACUGCUGAAAAGGAAUUUCCCUUGGACCUGGUUUGGUGUCCUUUUCCAGACAUUCCUGGAAAAUAUUGGCAUUCCUGUACCCUGAGCCAACCUCCAAACGACCCUAGUGAGAAGUUGUCUCUACCUAUGUGGAGCUCUCUCAGUUCUCCCAGAGCGUGGGCAUCAAGGACAAGUGGCUGCACUGUGAGCAGAUGGCCAUUCAGAAAAGCAGUUUAUGUUGGUUCUCCAGCGGGGGGGUUGUUGGCCACAGCUCAGCUCAUGCAGGCCCUGGCCUACACCAAGCUCUGCCUUGGCCAUCUUGACUUCUCCAUCAAGCUGGAUUUGGUCUGUGUGUCCAUGUACUGGAGAGUCAGUGGGCGCUCAUUUCUCAGAGUUAUGAUGUCCUUGGCCUGGCCUGCUUUUACUCUGCUUGUUUAGAUCUGCUGCUCUAUGGAAAAGGAUUGCUGUGUCGGCCCUUUAGUGAGUGUCUGCGUUUCAUUCAAGUCUACGAGCACAGCCAUGUUCUAACCUCUCAGAGCAAUGUCAUGCUGGGGGUCCACUCCUCCCUGGCCAUGUGGUUUGCCCAGGAAUCACAGUGGGACCUGUUUGAGCACUAUUUCUCCAAGGCUUGCCAGUUGGUGAAAAGAACCAAUGCCUCGCUAUUUGGUGCACAUGGCUUUGUCCGAUUCCUAGAAUGCCAUAUGUUAAUGUUACAGAAAAUGCCAGAGGGUAUCUUCAUGCAUAUUCCUCUAGAGCUUCGCAGCCAAACCCUUGAGGCUUAUUUUGCCAUCAGUAACUCCUUCCUGUUCCCCCAGCCAUGAGUGAAUAUGCUGAAUGAGGACCUUUUACUUUAAGGAGUUCUUCUCUCAAUGUGUGACCUGCCCUGUCUAUCACCAGUGGGUAUCUGAGCUUAAGGCCUCUGUAAUGAGAUGUGAAAAGAGAGAAUUCAUGUCCCUGACUAACAGCAUCAGACCUUUUGACACCUACUUGACCAGGAUUUGGAUAAAAGGAGAAUUUCUGCAGGAAAAUAACUCUUAGAAAAGAAACUUAGGAAUACAGAGAUUUGACAGAGUGGCUGAUGUCAAGGAGAACAAGGAUGCAGAAGAAACUCAAGAUGUAUGUAUUGAAACAAAAGAAAAAUAACCUGAAGGGACCAUGAUUCUGUUAUUGUAUAUAACACAAGGAAAUGCCCCAGAUUCUCCUUUUAAAGAUAUAAUGUACAUAUUAAGUAUACUAGCCUUUAUAGUUACUGCUAUCUACAUGUUUAUCAAAAUAAAAGACUAUUUUUUU
This is a messenger RNA of Gorilla gorilla gorilla (western lowland gorilla), 2625 nucleotides long. Its product is annotated as adenylate cyclase type 10-like. The record is from RefSeq and is a predicted model, not a curated record. Gene Ontology annotation, molecular function: adenylate cyclase activity. Gene Ontology annotation, cellular component: cytoplasm. NCBI's taxonomy places the organism in Eukaryota, Metazoa, Chordata, Mammalia, Primates, Hominidae. Bases 122 to 1207 code for a protein of 361 amino acids. The transcript is spliced from 15 exons.